AUGCGGCCCUUCCCAACCGCGCUGUGGCUGGGUCUGGCUUUGGCCCUCCUGGCUGUGGGGUGGGCUUCAGCCCGGGCCCCCAUCUAUGUCAGCAGCUGGGCCGUGCGGGUGACCAAAGGUUACCAGGAGGCUGAGCGCCUGGCACGUAAAUUUGGCUUCGUCAACCUGGGACAGAUCUUCCCUGACGACCAGUAUUUCCAUCUACGACACCGGGGUGUGGCCCAGCAGUCCCUGACCCCACACUGGGGCCACCGUCUGCGCCUAAAGAAAGAGCCCAAGGUGCAGUGGUUUGAGCAACAGACUCUGAGGCGGCGGGUGAAGCGCUCCUUGGUGGUGCCCACGGACCCCUGGUUUUCCAAGCAGUGGUACAUGAACAACGAGAUACAGCCAGAUCUCAACAUUCUGAAGGUUUGGAACCAGGGACUGACCGGCCGGGGAGUGGUGGUCUCCAUCUUGGAUGAUGGCAUUGAGAAGGACCACCCCGACCUCUGGGCUAAUUAUGACCCUCUGGCCAGCUAUGACUUCAAUGACUAUGACCCAGACCCCCAGCCUCGCUAUACACCCAGCGAUGAGAACCGGCAUGGGACCCGCUGCGCUGGGGAGGUGUCUGCCACAGCUAACAAUGGCUUCUGUGGUGCUGGUGUGGCCUUCAACGCCAGAAUUGGAGGCGUGCGCAUGUUGGACGGCACCAUCACGGACAUCGUGGAGGCGCAGUCCCUCAGCCUGCAGCCGCAGCACAUACACAUCUAUAGCGCCAGCUGGGGGCCCGAGGAUGACGGUCGCACGGUGGACGGACCAGGCAUCCUCACUCGGGAGGCCUUCAGGCGUGGCGUGACCAAGGGCCGCCAAGGACUGGGUACACUGUUCAUCUGGGCCUCGGGAAACGGUGGCCUCCAUUACGACAACUGCAAUUGUGACGGCUACACCAACAGCAUCCACACGCUGUCGGUGGGCAGCACCACGCGGCAGGGUCAAGUGCCCUGGUACAGUGAGGCCUGCGCCUCCACAUUUACCACCACCUUCAGCAGCGGAGUGGCCACCGACCCACAGAUCGUCACCACGGACCUGCACCACCAGUGUACCGACAAACACACGGGCACCUCAGCCUCCGCCCCGCUGGCCGCAGGCAUAAUCGCUCUGGCUCUGGAGGCCAACCCGCUCCUGACCUGGAGGGACCUACAGCACCUGGUGGUCCGCGCGUCCAGGCCGGCGCAGCUGCAGGCGGAGGACUGGAGGAUCAACGGCGUGGGGCGCCAAGUGAGCCACCACUACGGCUACGGGCUGCUGGACGCAGGGCUGCUGGUGGACUUGGCUCGCGUGUGGCUGCCCACGCAGCCACAGAAGAAAUGUGCCAUUCGGGUGGUGCACACCCCAACCUCCAUCCUGCCUCGGAUGCUGGUGAGGAAGAACGUGUCCGCGUGCUCCGAUGGCUCGCACCGCCUCAUCCGCUCGCUCGAGCACGUGCAGGUCCAGCUGUCACUCUCCUACAGCCGCCGCGGGGACCUGGAGAUCUCGCUCACCAGCCCCAUGGGCACACGCUCCACGCUCGUGGCCAUCAGACCCUUGGAUAUCAGCGGCCAAGGCUACAAGAACUGGAUCUUCAUGUCCACCCACUACUGGGAUGAGGACCCACAGGGCCUGUGGACCCUGGGUCUAGAGAACAAGGGCUACUAUUUUAACACAGGAACUCUGUUCUACUACACGUUGCUGCUGUAUGGGACGGCCGAGGACAUGACAGCGCGGCCUCAGGGCCCCCAGGUGACCAGCCGCACGUGUGUGCAGAGGGACACAGAGGGGCUGCGCCAGGGAAUUCACGGUUCCUCCACCACCCUGGCCUGGCUCUGCCUCAUCUCUAGCUGAGAGUGAUGGUGGCUCUACAGCCACACAGAACAACCAGUGACCGAGGGACAGGCCAGCUGUCACCCUCCUCUUCACCUGCUGAGGCAGCUGACCAGCAACUAUGCUGCCUGUCCCCUGUUCUUCAUGCUGGACAAGCUCCAGGGCUCCUCCAAGGCCUGCUACCUCUGGCGGCCAUCCCAGCUACCAGUCCUGGGCCAUGAUGCUGGCCCAGCUGGCCAGGGCCUUCAGGAGACCCCUCUCAGCUUGAGGAAGGCCCACCUACCCUAGGCUAGACACCCCAAUGCCCGAGACCCUGAAGGCUGGGGAACCAGAGAUGCCUGACUCAAAGAACAGAGGGCGGUACCCGAAGGCCCCGCUCCCAGGUUGGAAUAGGACCCUGCCCCAGAAGGCCUUGGCAGAUCAGCAGCAGCCCACUGCGUGGGCCAUGGCUACGCCCAGUGGAAGAGGUGUCUCCUUACGCAUUUUGGAGCAGGACAAGGGGUGCAGUGGACAGAGGUCAAACCACAGCCACUAAACAUCUGUCCCUUCCUGCCCAGAACCGUCCACAAGCCCCAUGUCUGACCUCAUAGUUGGCAAA
Molecule: messenger RNA, 2437 nt
Organism: Microtus oregoni (creeping vole)
Lineage: Eukaryota; Metazoa; Chordata; Mammalia; Rodentia; Cricetidae
Gene: Pcsk4
Product: proprotein convertase subtilisin/kexin type 4
Exons: 15
Coding region: 1-1860 (619 amino acids)
Biological process (GO): peptide hormone processing
Cellular component (GO): trans-Golgi network; Golgi membrane
Molecular function (GO): serine-type endopeptidase activity
Source: RefSeq, a predicted model, not a curated record